UGAGCGAUAUGGCAGAUUCGCUCAUUCACUGAGCGUGACGCCGACGUUACACUAAAGGCCACUGCUGUUGAUUUGUAGCAUUUACUUACGCAUUAACCUUACAUUUUUAGCUCGCGUAAAAACGAAGCGUACUGAAAUAUUGAAUCACUUAUCGAACAAAAUCUUCUGAAUAAUCAGAUUGACUGUACUACUUAUAUAGCGGGAAGCUAUUGGCAAAUACUAUCGUUUCAUUUUUUCAAAACAUGUGACGGUUGCUCUCGAUUUCCGAAAGUGUCAAACAUCAUAAUCUUUUCUUCUUUCUUUUGGCUCCGAAUGCGCAUGCGUGGUCAUGCAGUAUUGCGCUGUCGCGAAUACACGUCAGUUCUGUCGAGUCUCAGCACCAGACAUGUCAAGAACCACUGGACACAAGCCUCGAGCUCGACGCAACAGGGACGACGCAACGCCGAGUACAAGCCAUGCAGGCACCGACGACGCUCCAUUCCCUGUAGCCGACUGCAAUACUUGAAGUACGGGAGUGAGUGUGCGACCCUGCUGACCACCAGGUUGCCAACCAGCUUAAUAUUGCGCUGUGGCGAAUACACGUCAGUUCUGUCGAGUCUCAGCACCAGACAUGUCAAGAACCAUUGGACACAAGCCUCGAGCUCGACGCAACAGGGACGACGCAACGCCGAGUACAAGCCAUGCAGGCACCGACGACGCUCCAUUCACUGUAGCCGACUGCAAUACUAUUGCGCUGUGGCGAAUACACGUCAGUUCUGUCGAGUCUCAGCACCAGACAUGUCAAGAACCAUUGGACACAAGCCUCGAGCUCGACGCAACAGGGACGACGCAACGCCGAGUACAAGCCAUGCAGGCACCGACGACGCUCCAUUCACUGUAGCCGACUGCAAUACUAGAAGCAGCAGCAGCACUAGUACCCGCAACAGCGGUGAGUCAACGCCAAGAAAAAACAAGGCGCCCAAGGAACAACCUCCAACCAAUGUCAAAGCCGGUGUGAGCAGCAGCAGUAGCAGCAGCACCAGCACUAGUAGCAGCAGCAGCAGUGGCAGCACCAGCGGCAGCAGCACUAGCAGCAGCAGCAGCGGUGAUGAGUCAACACCUAAGAAAAACAGGGCGGCCAUGGAGAAACCUCCAACCAAUAUGAAAGGCGGUGUGAGCAGCAGCAGUAGCAGCAGCACCAGCACUAGUAGCAGCAGCAGCAGUGGCAGCUCCAGCGGCAGCAGCACUAGUAGCAGCAGCAGCGGUGAUGAGUCAACACCUAAGAAAAACAGGGCGGCCAUGGAGAAACCUCCAACCAAUAUGAAAGGCGGUGUGAGCAGCAGCAGUAGCAGCAGCACCAGCACUAGUAGCAGCAGCAGCAGUGGCAGCACCAGCGGCAGCAGCACUAGUAGCAGCAGCAGCGGUGAUGAGUCAACACCUAAGAAAAACAGGGCGGCCAUGGAGAAACCUCCAACCAAUAUGAAAGGCGGUGUGAGCCGCACCAGCAGCACUAGUAGCAGCAGCAGCGAUGAGAUAAGGCCACGGAAAAACAAGGCGGCCAUGGAGCAACCUCCAACAACUGUGAAAGACGGUGUGAGCAGCAGCAGCGCUAGUAGCAGCAGCAGCGAUGAGUCAACGCCAAGGAUAAACAAGGCGGCCAUGGAGCAGCCUUCAACCGAUGUGAAAGGCGGUGUGAGGAAUGCUGGCGCUCGAAAAGCAAGAAAUCGGCACAGUGCAACCAACAACACUGCUUCCGAUGGAGCAUCGAACCAGGACAAUCAUCUCAAGCACACUAGCAUCAAGCUCUAUGGUUGCAAGGAAUGCCACAAACACUUUGCCGAAAUGUCGGCACUCGAGAGACACAGCAGGAAACACACGGGCGAAAAGCCCUUCAUUUGUGACAAAUGCCCCAAGUCAUUCACCCGUAGCAGCAACUUGGAAGCACAUCGCCGCACGCACACGGGUGAAAAACCGUAUGUCUGCAAAACAUGCCAUAACAGCUUCACAAGGAAUCAUAGCCUCAAACAACAUAUCAGAUGCCAUACGGGGGAGAAACCCUUUGUCUGCGCAAUAUGUUCUAAAAGUUUCGCAAGGCACCAUUACCUCCGGCACCAUCUCGCGACCCAUACGGCUGAAAAAGCCUUUGUCUGCAAAAUAUGCCAUAAAAGCUUCACAAGGAAUGAUAACCUCAAACGACAUAUCAGGUGCCAUACGGGGGAAAAACCCUUCGUCUGCGAAUUAUGUCCCAGAAAGUUCGCAAGGAAGGAUUCCCUCACGCACCACCUCGCUGACCAUGAAGGUAAAAAAGCUUUUGUCUGCAACAUGUGUGAUAAAAGGUUCACAAGGAAGCAAUCCCUCAAGGAUCAUCUCAUAUUGCAUACGGGUGAGAAGCCCUUUGCGUGCCCUAUUUGUUGUAAAUCUUACAUGUGGAGGACCCAACUCACCACGCAUAUUAAAAAGCAUACAGACGAAAAUUCUCACGCCGGCCCACAAUGUCCUCAAUGAUUGGCGGCCAAGCAAUUUCUCGAUUAAAAUAUCUAGUCUUGUAGAGGCGAAGACCUCGGCAUUGCGAAGGAUGAACAGAAUUCGUUACGCGCGAGUUGCCUCCGGAACAUUACUGCAGUAAACACAGGGAUGAGAAACCGCAUCAGUUUACGUAGUGCCGCAAUCGCUUAGAGGGCAAGAAAACCCUCCACAGAUGUUUUUGCUAGCAACAUACGGCUUGUGUGUGCAGAGUUAUUUUUAGAGACAUGGUUGAAAAUUCCACGCAUUCCAUUGCGCGCAUUGCUAAAUGACCACGAUAACUAAUUCGGUGCGCUGAUAAACUCAGUCGUCUGCAGAGCAUUUAUCGCCUCUAUAAAUAUGAUUCAUGGUAGCAAACAUCUCCCGCCGAGUGGCCGAAUUUUUGGGCAAAUGUACGAGUUAACACAAAGGGUGACAAUGUGGGCAAAGCGCGCGGUGUGCUUUUGAGCUCCUGUGACGGCGAAAACACUUGGAGAAAUCCUCGAUGUAAGCUGUGUUAUCUGGCUGUCAAAACAUCACGAGGGGAGAUAUUACCCCAACAGUUAGUAUAACAAUUUCGCAAGUGGGUGAUGUUCGUCUGGUUCUUCGUUCCGCAAUUCUGUCUUCAUGACAAACCCUAACAGGUUGCCGCUUUUAUAUUCCUGGGACUUCGCCUUGAAACUGCCAGCUGAAUCACCAUUAACGCCUAUUCAGUUCAGAAAAUUUCAGUUGCAAGCAUUUUGGUGUCAUUUAAACAAGUUUUUACUGUGGAUGUCUUUAACGAUUAACCUCCCAUCACAGUGGAAAUGAACAUCUACCAUGAUCUGAGGCUUUAGAGGCUGAGGAAUGCAUACCGUUAUCAGAAAUGGAGUAGCAUCCUUUCUUCAGAUUGUAAGUAUCCCAUCAAUUGUCCAGGUAUUUCGGUAGUUUACUUUUUCAUGUAUUUAACUUUUUCGCAUAUCCGUAACUGCUGCACGCGUCUACCGUAUGAACAUUAAAACCAAAGGUACUCGCAGAAAAUAUUGAUUGAAAUUUACCCAACAUUAAGCACAAAACCAGAUUUUCGAACUGGAGUCAUAUUUGUCUACUUAGAUCUUAUUUGCUUCACAAAUGUUUUCAUGUUGAGUUCAAAAUCAUUUUUAUUGAUUGUAUUUAUUAACAUAUUCAAUGAUCCCCCAUCUACAACCUUGGUGUAUCUUUCUCUCUUUCCUGCAAAUCGUGUAUUGCUUCCGUUAAAUUAGGCUGAUUAUUGCUAGAGAAUUUAAGUGGUGUUCACUCUAGCAGUUCGCUCUGGCUCAUAGACAAAGUAAUUUCCAUUUAUUUUAUUUAACGUGGAAAUGGAGAAUCGGACAAUCGAAAGGAGGUUAUGAGUGGGAGAAAGAAAUUUUCUUUUAGUUUCAAGGAUGCCUUCUUGACUUUGAAGGGCAAUUUCUUGUCCGCGUGGAAUAUACAGGGUGUUUCAGCGAACACUCAAAAUUUUUUAAAGUUUGCGUGUGGCAGAUAGCUCAAUUCUAGUUGAUAAGCCGGUCUACUCGGAGGAGGGGACACUACUUGCACAAAAAAUUGAAAUGCAAAAUCGACUAAUCAACGAGAAUUCACAAUUAACUUUUUAGCUAAUUAUGUUAUGACCCAUGUCACAAUUUACAAGUUCUAGCAGUGGACAUCGCAAUGCGAAUCCACUCGUAACAAUUUCUCAGGACGACACUAGUUUCGAUAUAUAAAUUCCCGAACAUUGCGGAGAAAUGCACAGACUGGUCGGACAAAGUCUUUCUGUGAAAAUAUGCUUUUUGGAUCGUAUGGCUGAAGCCAGAAAAAAGCCGAGGCUUCAUUCUUUAGUAGUACGGCACAUAUUGAAGAUAUAAUUUCAAGCUGCAGGGUCAAAAACCAGGUGAAACUGUAAGGCUUGAGGUGUCUUCGUUAUAAAGGUUUGCGAGGUUCUCUAUUAUGUACCGACGACGCGAAAAAACAUUCGAAAGUGUUCAUUGAAAACCCUUUAUAUUCCACGUGGACAAGAAAUUGCCCUUCAAAGUCGAGAAGGCUUCCUUGAAACCAAAAGAAAAUUUCUUUCUCCCACUCAUAACCUCCUUUCGAAGUUGUUUUGUUAUCCCUCCAUAUGUUUUGUCCGAUUCUCACCUUCCAUGUUAAAUAAAGUUAAAAGGAAAUUAUUUUGUCUGUGAGCCAGACCGUCUGCUAGAGUGAACAUCCCUUAAAUUCUCUAGCAAUAAGCAGCCUAAUUUCCGUUUGUAUGAUUGAACAACGAUGGAUGGAAGCAUGGUGUGACUUAAGAUGCUUGAAUUUUCCUUUCCUAGGCAGCCUAAGGUGCGCUAUAGUACCUCGAGUGUACUUUAGGCAUUGCGAUUGGCACUGUAAAAAACUUAUUCGUGCUUUUAAUUCGAAGUUGUACUCAACAGAUGGGUUGUGCGAACAAUGCAUGCCUCGCCACAACGAGAGUUGUUUGCUACCGUUGGGUGAGGGGUGUGCCAUAUUGUCGAUAAAGGCUACUGUGAAGGCCACUAUGAAACGUUUCAUGACUGGCAAUUGAUUGGCUCUCGAUUUUAACCACGAAACAUUUCUUUAGGGUGAUUGCUGUUAUGGUAUUACUGAAGCAUAUGCAUACUAUACAUGACGCACCAUCGUGUUAGCAGCAAUCAGCAAUUCGUUUUAUGGGGGCCUGUUUCAGAGAGCGGUGACAUAGCAUAAAAUUUUUCGCACGUAAAGCACGCCUAUUUCUUUUACGCAUUAAUAAAGUGGUCAUAUUUGAGAAGAACAACUCACCACAGUAAUAAUAAUGACGACGAGAGCUUCGCUCGGUAGUGUCUUUCUAACACGGACACAUUUUAGCACCAAAUACCAAGACAUUUCUUCUAAGUAAAAUGCAA
Dermacentor albipictus is the source of this 5360-nucleotide messenger RNA. RefSeq names its product histone-lysine N-methyltransferase PRDM9-like. Gene Ontology annotation, molecular function: DNA-binding transcription factor activity, RNA polymerase II-specific; RNA polymerase II cis-regulatory region sequence-specific DNA binding. The record is from RefSeq and is a predicted model, not a curated record. NCBI's taxonomy places the organism in Eukaryota, Metazoa, Arthropoda, Arachnida, Ixodida, Ixodidae. Gene Ontology annotation, biological process: regulation of transcription by RNA polymerase II. Gene Ontology annotation, cellular component: nucleus.